AACUCACUCCAUUUGACUUCAAAUAGUGGGCGGUUGAAUCUACCUCCACUAUCUGCUCCAUCAACUCCAUAUAAUACGAUUUCUCAUCUGAUACUUGCCAAGAGCUCAACGAAGAAUAAUGGAAGAGAAUAUAAGUUUGAAAGACCUAAAGCGAGCAGCAUCUCUUGCAAGAGAACGAGAACUAUUUGAAAAAACUGUACUUGUGGUGAGAGGACAAAGAAUGUCCAGGAGGAGAGUCCGAAAGGCAAAGAGUCGCCAGGAUGAUUACCUCUUCAUGAAAGCGCUUGUUGUUUCAAUAGAGACUAUGUGUGUUUUGUUUGUAUGUUUCAUGGGAAUUUUUACGUUCUUCGAGCUAAGAGAUGAUUCUGAGUCAUCCUUUUAUACUGCUCAGCUUUCCUUCGAGCUGACUAUGCUCAUCAUCGCGCUAGCAGUAGUGAUUUUCGAGUCUUGGUGCAUCCGCUCCUUGUUGAUUAUUGGUUUCGCGCUUUUCCUACUCUUGAAUAUCUUUCAAAUUCUGUAUUUCAUGCUAUAUAAUCAUCAUUCGCCAGUAUGCAUAAAUAUUAAUAUUUUGUGGUCAACUUUCUGUGUCUCGUCAAUGCUGCCCAUCAAACAUCAUAGCACAUUUGCUGCGGCGCUCCUCGCUAUAUUUCAUUUGGCACUACUCCUCUUCGCAGGGGCAGUAUCAGUUAGUUAUCAAGGCACAAUCAGCGAGAUAGUGCGAGACACAGAUCCGAGGCUCGUGUGGGAGUACGCUCGAAGAGAAAGGGAGCUCGAACGCCGACGUCAACGACGCAGACGACGUGAAAGCCGCCGACGUCGCAGAAGCACUAGAGAAAGAUCGCGUCGGUCACGACGCAGUCGUACCAGUAGGUCUGCAAGAUCGACACGAUCCGCUCGCUCUUCGCGGUCUGCCGUUGCUGCAUACGAACCGUCACUACGUUCUUCCUCUGAGCGCAGAGGCUUCCCAAGUUCGCCGAGACUGUCGCGUUACACUAAGCUGGAUAUAACAAAACUGCCGGAUGGAACCAGAUUCAGAACGAAUGACAACAAAGGCUUCAACAUGGAAUACUACGUCGAAGAUGGAGUGUUUGUGGGUUCUGGAACAGAGACUGUUAGCAAGAAGAUAAGCAUAUGUGCACCAGUGCGACCACGACGUAGGCGAAGAUCCGAGAUUGAGGCUUCUCCAAAACAGAGCAUCGAAAGCACAAACAGUCUGAUGGAGCAAAAACCACGAGAUCUGCAAAAGCAAGAAGCACACGACCUGUCGUAGAUAUGCAGUCAUCGCAGAAUAUGUUCUUUGUGCACAUCUAUCUAAAAGAUUUUCAAUAAUAAAAAC
Cylicocyclus nassatus is the source of this 1336-nucleotide messenger RNA. The record is from the annotation of a GenBank genome assembly. Lineage: Eukaryota; Metazoa; Nematoda; Chromadorea; Rhabditida; Strongylidae.